This is a messenger RNA of Monoraphidium neglectum, 738 nucleotides long. RefSeq lists its product as hypothetical. The record is from RefSeq and is a predicted model, not a curated record. The transcript has 9 exons. The coding region runs from base 1 to 738 and encodes 245 amino acids. Lineage: Eukaryota; Viridiplantae; Chlorophyta; Chlorophyceae; Sphaeropleales; Selenastraceae.
AUGGACGACGACGGCGUGGUGACGGUGCAGUCGUCCAUGGAGCGCAACGUGGACGCGCGCAAUGAGAAGGGCGCGGCGCAGGCGGUGCUUGAGGCCAUCUACGGCCGAGAGUUUAUCAGGAAGUUCCCCGGCUGUCUGAGCCUGGAGGCGCUGCAGCGGCGCGGCAACAGUGUGACGGCGCUGGUCGGCUGCGGCAAGCGCAUCAACGAGGGCAGCGCCAAGGAAUUCAGGAAGCAGCUGGGGGUCUACGCAGACAGCCACAACCAGAGCGGCCUGCCGCAGGCGUGGCCGCUGGUGCGGCUGUGCCGCAUCUCCCACAACUGGGAGGUGCUGCGGGGCGGCGCGGUGCUGGUGGACCUGCCGGGAGUGAGGGACGCCAAUGCCGCACGCGGGCGCGUCGCGGAGUCGUACCUGAAGCAGUGCGGGGCGGUGUGGGUGGCGGCCGAAGUGACGCGCGCGGUCGACAACGCGUCAGCCAAGGACCUCCUGGGGUCGACCUUCAGGCGAGGCCCCGCGCGCCAGAUGCUGAUGGACGGGCAGUACUCCAACAUCUCAUUUGUCAGCGAGAUCGUGCUGAACCUGGGGGCUUGCGAGAUCUGCGAGCGCAGCGGCACCAGCCCCGAGGACUUUGCUGCGCUGGACGACGCCAUCAGGGGGCUGCAGGGCGACCAGGAGGGGCUGGAGGGAGAGCUCACGAGGCUGGCGCGACAGGUGCGUGUUUUUGAUCACCGUGUGUAA